AUGAGGGAUCCCUCUGCCUCGCCGCACCUUCGAAGGAGAGUAGAUGGCCGACUUAUCCGAGAGCAGCAUCCGACCACAAGCCCGGUGAUGAAAGAACGAUACAAGGAUGAGUUUCCUGUCCUGGGUAAAAUCAAGUCUCUUCUACCUGAUCAUGGCAACAUGCGUGAACUCAUCAGGAUAAUUAGAAGGCGCUUACAGCUCAACACUGAUCAAGCCUUCUUCCUGUUAGUGAGUGGGCGCAGCAUGGUGAGCGUGUCCACACUGAUUUCCGAAGUGUGUGAAAGUGAGAAGAAUGAAGAUGGAUUCCCAUGUAUGCUAUAUGCCUCUCAGGAGAUAUCUGGAAUGAAACCGAAAGGCCACCAGACCAACCACCCAGUCAGCACCAGCAUCAAGUCGGUGCACCAUGACGACACCUGA
Eptesicus fuscus (big brown bat) is the source of this 417-nucleotide messenger RNA. Its product is annotated as microtubule-associated proteins 1A/1B light chain 3B-like. Gene Ontology annotation, molecular function: ubiquitin protein ligase binding. The record is from RefSeq and is a predicted model, not a curated record. The transcript is spliced from 2 exons. Lineage: Eukaryota; Metazoa; Chordata; Mammalia; Chiroptera; Vespertilionidae. Gene Ontology annotation, cellular component: cytosol; autophagosome membrane; autophagosome. Gene Ontology annotation, biological process: autophagy of mitochondrion; autophagosome assembly; cellular response to nitrogen starvation. The coding region runs from base 1 to 417 and encodes 138 amino acids.